Strongylocentrotus purpuratus (purple sea urchin) is the source of this 797-nucleotide messenger RNA. RefSeq lists its product as uncharacterized. The coding region runs from base 138 to 683 and encodes 181 amino acids. NCBI's taxonomy places the organism in Eukaryota, Metazoa, Echinodermata, Echinoidea, Camarodonta, Strongylocentrotidae. The transcript has 4 exons. The record is from RefSeq and is a predicted model, not a curated record.
CCUUUGGAGUGAGUAGUGCUAACCCAGUUCCAAACGCAUCUCUAGUCUCGACUAUCUCAGAACAGACAAGGACGGAAUUAUGCGCCCUCUCUACAUAUAUUCGUGCCUUGUCAUUGAAAGAAUCGGUCUUUAACCUAAUGCUAGAAUACGAGAGCGAUGGGCAACCAGCCAAAAACCAAUCAGCUGAAGAUGAGAUUGUAGAGAAAGUAAAGGAUGCAUGCACAGUAAGCAAUUCGUUGUCGUUGAUCGGUGAUGGGGAAUAUGCAGCUGCUCUUCGGCAAAACGAGUGCUCCCUAAAAACUUACGCCCGCCUCUUGGACACAGUCCUAGAAACAGAGCAAAAUUUGUCGUUUAACGUCACAUUGACAGGAAAGAUCCUAGACGUGAAGACACAUAUACUCAAUGUCUGUUCCUUGCUUUUUCAAUGGGUUGAAAUCCUACAACCAUCAUUGCCGACUUCGACCCUUACGCCGACAUCACCGACAUCAACAUCCUUCCCUUCAUUAUCAAUGACUCAACCGCCUUCAAAUAACUCCCAUUUGGACUUGCCGGCCUUGGGCGAGUACGGCUUUGAGAUCGUGGAAGCCUUAAAGACAUACGUCGAUUCGAUUUUGAUCAGGGAUGUCUGUUUGGUAAAAAACAAAGGUAGACUAGUCAUGACUGAUAAGCGUCAUUGUUUCUAAUGGUUCCAAAAACACCUUGAUAAUUAUUUUUAUUAUUGUAUUUAUUUGCACCAUGAGGAUAAAUAUAUAAAGUCAUAUAUUCGUGCAUGCUUGUAAAUCAUGUAUCACCGCCAA